AUGCCAGCAGACGAGGCGGUUCUUUGGGAUGGCGAGUCUCUUCGCAGGGGACAAUGCCUUCGCAAUGGAAAGUUCACUUUCACAUUGCAGGAUGACGGCAAUAUGUGCCUUAAUUACAACGGCGAAUACCUUUGGGGCACCUCUACACAAGACAAAGAUGUGCAGACAGCGACAAUGCAGUCGAAUGGCAAUCUUUGCUUGAGGCGCAGCGACAACGAUUUCGUAUGGGGCUCAAUGCAGUCUGGUGGGAAUAUGGUGGAACCUGGCAGCAGUCCUUACCUGCAACUGCAUGACAACGGCAACAUUGGCAUCUACAAACAGCACAACGGCGCGGGCUGGGUCGUGUGGUCCAGUAACACCCAGCUCAUCACAUUCCGAGCUGUGCACUUCCGCAAUAUGUCCCGCACGGUCUACACAUAUCCUCUCAUCAAAGACCGAGACGGCAGCAGCACCCUCUGGGACGGCAAGGCCUCAAACAUUUGGGCAAUGGUGCCACAGUCGACGCCCGGCUGGAGCCAGAUCGCUAUAGACUGGAAGAAUGCAUACUACAACACAGACAGAAAACACUAUCUUCGCGAUGAAGUCAAAGGCGUGGUCAAAUUUGGGCACAACAUAAGGUGGGGCGAUGAUGUUUGGGUGAACGACUGGCAAUUCAUCUACGAUGAGAACUCCACGACAAGUGUGCACAUCACCAGCGAUGCAUCAGCGAGGUCCGGGAAUGCAAAUUAUGACGGCUGUUCCACGAAUUUGUGGUUUGACCCGCGGGAGAACCAUGACCUCUCGCUCUGGACAGUCGAUGACAGUAUGGAGGUCCAUAUCUUCUAUAGGAAUUCGGAAUGGGAUGGAACCAUCAGGAAGCCAGAUUUCAAUGACAUCAAGAGGUGA
Messenger RNA from Fulvia fulva, 885 nucleotides. RefSeq lists its product as uncharacterized. The coding region runs from base 1 to 885 and encodes 294 amino acids. Lineage: Eukaryota; Fungi; Ascomycota; Dothideomycetes; Mycosphaerellales; Mycosphaerellaceae. The record is from RefSeq and is a predicted model, not a curated record. The transcript has a single exon.